This is a messenger RNA of Cyclocybe aegerita, 654 nucleotides long. The record is from the annotation of a GenBank genome assembly. NCBI's taxonomy places the organism in Eukaryota, Fungi, Basidiomycota, Agaricomycetes, Agaricales, Hemipholiotaceae.
AUGGCUCCAGCGAGGACUACGCUGUCGAAUUGGGACCCAAUUCUGCUCUUGUCCCAGAUUGUGUCUAUGCAGACAUUACAUUAUUUAACACUAUGCGUUAUUACACCCCCUCUAUUAGCGACGUUUGCGGAGUCAACAUCACUUAAUUAUGAAGGCGGAGCAGCAAGUGUGGGAAUGAUCAUGGACUGGCGAGAGAUGGCAGGACGGCCAACGGUUGUCGGAAUGCCGAUAGGAGAGAGAUGGUGGGCAUGGAGCGGUGGCAAGAAAGUGGGAUACGGUUGGAAAGAUGACCAAUACAAUGGUACCAUGGACCCGAUGCGAGGCUGGAUAAUUGCCUUCUGCUGGCUAGUGGCGUGUUCGGCCGACAUCUAUUACCUGUACAAAAUCGUUCGCCGACCUCGGCUCAUCCUCGAUUUCGCGCUGACUUUGGUUUUCAACCACUUUGUCCUAACUGCAUACUACGCAGCAGCAAUACCAACAUCGCUAUUCUUUUGGGCCAUAGUUUCUGGUGGUGCCGUUCUGACUGUCACCUUCGCUGAACAACUCUGCGUCAAACGCGAGAUGUCAGAGGGGCUAAACGUGAUGCCAAUAAGAGCGGAGGAUCAGGCGGUGGAAGAGAUGGAGAUGGGUGGCUUGCUGCCCAGGAAUGAUUAG